AUGGCUGCUUGGAGCUGCCUUGUUACAGGAGCAGGCGGAUUCCUGGGGCAAAAAAUUGUCCACUUGUUGGCUGAGGAAAUGGAGCUGCAGGAAAUCAGGGUGAUGGACAUAGCCUUCAAACCAGAAUUGUUGGAGGAAUUUUCUAAGCUACAAAGCAAGGUCAAGGUAACUGUCCUGGAAGGAAACAUUCUGGACAUACAGUGUGUAAGACAAGCCUGCCAGGGGACCUCGGCUGUUAUUCAUACGGCCUCUAUCGUUGAUUUUAAUGAGAAACGAGAAGACGUCAUCAUGAAUGUCAAUGUGAAAGGUACCCAGCACCUCUUGGAGGCCUGUGUCCAGUCAAAUGUGCCCAUCUUCAUUUACACAAGUAGCUUAGAGGUGGCUGGGCCCAACUCCUACAAGGAGGUGGUCCAGAAUGGCCAUGAAGAAGAGCGUCGUGAAACAAUAUGGACAGAUCCGUACCCAUCCAGCAAAAAGAUUGCCGAGAAGGUUGUACUGGCAGCAAGUGGAUGGACUCUUAAAAAUGGUGGUACACUAUACACAUGUGCCUUAAGGCCCAUGUAUAUCUAUGGAGAACGAUCUCAAUACCUUUUGUCCGAUAUCAAACGGGCCCUGAAUAAUAAUGGCAUUCUGGAUUCAUUUAGGCAAUUUUCCAUCGUCAACCCAGUCUAUGUUGGCAAUGUAGCCUGGGCCCACAUUCUGGCUUUAAGGGCCCUUCGAGACCCCAAGAAGGCUCCAAAUAUCCAAGGACAGUUCUACUACAUCUCAGAUGACACACCUUACCAGAGUUAUUCUGACCUCAACUACAAUUUGAGCAAAGAAUUCGGUUUUAGUAUUAGUGCUGGAAUAAGUUGUCCUUUAUUUCUGUUGUACUGGCUGGCAUUUCUUCUAGAAAUGGCGAGCUUUCUUCUUAGUCCAAUUUAUAGAUUCCACCCUCCCUUCACCCGCCACAUAGUGACAUUAACCAAUAGUGUAUUCACCUUCUCAUAUGAAAAAGCAAGUCGAGAUCUGGGGUACAAGCCACUCUUCAGCUGGGAGGAAUCCAGGCAGAAAACCAUGGAGUGGAUUGGCUCUCUGAUAAAAGAACAUAAAACUCUGAAAAGAAAGAUGCACUGA
Molecule: messenger RNA, 1116 nt
Organism: Suncus etruscus (white-toothed pygmy shrew)
Lineage: Eukaryota; Metazoa; Chordata; Mammalia; Eulipotyphla; Soricidae
Product: 3 beta-hydroxysteroid dehydrogenase/Delta 5-->4-isomerase-like
Exons: 3
Coding region: 1-1116 (371 amino acids)
Biological process (GO): steroid biosynthetic process
Molecular function (GO): 3-beta-hydroxy-Delta5-steroid dehydrogenase (NAD+) activity
Source: RefSeq, a predicted model, not a curated record